Molecule: messenger RNA, 1557 nt
Organism: Linum tenue
Lineage: Eukaryota; Viridiplantae; Streptophyta; Magnoliopsida; Malpighiales; Linaceae
Source: the annotation of a GenBank genome assembly
AUGGCGGCGGAGGGUAGGGAGAGCGAGAGCCACUACAACAGCGGCGCCAACCGCGACGGCGACCUUCCCGUCGGGAAACAGCAUGAUUCGGUUCCCUCGCCAUCCUCAAAUCCCCACCAGUCGUCGUCUUCUGCGAUUAACCACCCAAUCCAGCGGCAGGCUUUUCCUUCGUACUCCAAUGUCCCGAAUCUCCCCUCGAAACUCAAGCUCCUCUGCGGGAUCAUCGCCACAACCCCGUCGCCUUCCAUAGAGAAAGUCCUCGACGGCUCCGGCAUCGGCGUCACCCAGGCCGAGGUUGAGCAAGUUCUCAAGCUCUCCUACUCUUUCCCGGCCCCGACCGUCAAGUUCUUCAGGUGGAGCGGGUUGCGGCUCGACGGCGAUCACUCCCCUUACGCCUGGAACCUCGUGGUCGACCUUCUGGGUAAGAAUUGCUUGUUCGACGCAAUGUGGGAUGCUAUCAAGUCCAUGAGACGGAAAGGGUUGGUCUCUUUAGCCACAUUUGCUUCAAUUUUUGGUAGUUAUGUGAUUGCCGGUAGAGUGAAGGAGGCCAUUAUGAGUUUCGAGGUCAUGGAUCAAUACGGCUGCGAGCGUGAUGUUGUCGCUUUGAAUUCCUUGUUGAGUGCUAUCUGUAGAGAUGGAAACGCUCUCGAAGCCUUUGAAUUCUUGCGUGUAGCUCAGCAGCAUAUAAUGCCUGAUGCUGAUUCCUAUGCCAUUCUAUUAGAAGGGUGGGAGAAGGAGAUGAAUGUGGUUCGCUCCAGAGAUACAUUUGCUGAGAUGAUCGAUCGAAUUGGCUGGGAUCCUGAAAACGUACCUGCUUAUGAUACUUUUCUCUGCACUUUGUUUAUGGGUGCUGAAGGAAUGAUGGAGGUUUUGAAAUGUUUGGACGUAAUGAAGGAUAAGGGAUGCCAUCCAGGUCACAAGUUCCUUUCGUUUGCCCUUGAAGUUUGCCGUAAACAUAAUGAUGUUAAAGCGGCUGAUCUGAUCUGGGAGAUAGUGGUGUGUGGUUUCCGGAUUAGGCCUGAUGCACGGCUUUACAAUAUGAUGAUUGUUUUAUACUGCAGUUCCAAGAAAACUGACAGGGCAAUGGGAAUAUUAGACGAGAUGGUCUGUAGAGGGGUGCUUCCUGAUGUUCACACAUAUAAUUUGUUGUUCCAGUUCUUGAUUGAGAGUAGACGACUGAAAGAGGCAUCGGCAUUGCUGAACGAGUUGAUUAGAAACGAGUGCAUCCCUAACCAGACGAAUUGCAGUGAAGCAGUUAUGGUGUAUUUGGAAUCGCAGGAUGCAUAUAUGGCUGUGCUGGUUUGGAAAUUGAUGGUGGAAACUUACAAGUCGGAUUUGGAGGAGACUGGGAACUGCUUGAUCGUGGGGCUGAUAAACCUUCGACUGGUCCCGGAAGCAGUCGUGUAUGCAGAGAGUAUGAUUGAGAAAGGAAUAAAGUUGACUUCAUCGACGAUUUCGAUGCUGAAGCAGAGCCUUACUCAGGAGAGGAAAGAGAUGGUGUAUGAAAACCUCCUGAGGAAGUGGACUAACUCCUUAGGCAGGAUUGAAACAAUGUAG